This is a messenger RNA of Helicoverpa armigera (cotton bollworm), 2205 nucleotides long. RefSeq names its product solute carrier family 41 member 1. Gene Ontology annotation, molecular function: monoatomic cation transmembrane transporter activity. The record is from RefSeq and is a predicted model, not a curated record. The coding region runs from base 422 to 1723 and encodes 433 amino acids. Gene Ontology annotation, biological process: monoatomic cation transport. The transcript is spliced from 2 exons. Lineage: Eukaryota; Metazoa; Arthropoda; Insecta; Lepidoptera; Noctuidae. Gene Ontology annotation, cellular component: plasma membrane.
ACAACAUUAUUGUUGACAGUUUGACAGCGAGCAAAGCCGACAGUUGUGUGUGAUUGUGAUUUUUGUUAUCAAUUCCACUUAGCAUUAUAGUAGCUGCUCUUCGGUUAAAAUUACAUAUUGUUUUACUACCCAUUUGAGGCUACUACGCGAUGUACGAUCUUUUAAAGAUAAGGGAAAUUUAGUCAAGUAUAUUAAAGAAAAAUAUAUGUAACUGAAAUAGUGUUCAAGUCUUCGCUAAGCGAAAAGUUGCCGUCUCCCGAGCCGCAAAUAAUUUUGUUUAUUUAGUCUUAACUCAAUGGUGUGACUAAAUUAAUUUCCUUAUCAAGGAUAGACCGCAGAGAACUAUUAACGUCAAAACAGCUGGAACGCAAGCAAGUAAACGUCGUGCUUCAGUUUAAUUAGAAACAAGAACAGUUCUAGGAUGGGGCGAACUAGUGAAUUCGAGUCAGAAACAAAGACUACCAAUAGUGCCAACACAUACAGACUUAUUACAAAUGAGGAGAAGCCGCCCGACAUUAAAUAUGAGAAGGAGAACUCGUGGGUGGCUGGAGUACAAAUGUUUGUAUCCUUCCUCUUGGCUGGGUUUGGCAUGGUCGCUGCCAGUCUUCUGCUGGAUGUGGUGCAGCACUGGGAUGUCUUCUCCAAAGUGUCUGAAGUAUAUAUAUUAGUUCCAGCCCUACUGGGGUUAAAAGGUAAUCUGGAAAUGACAUUAGCAUCUCGACUGUCAACUCAUGCACAUCUGGGUCACCUAGAUACCAAUCUGGGUUCCCUGGUGGUGGGCAAUUUGUGUUUAAUUCAAUGUCAGGCAGUGCUUGUGGGGUUCCUGGCGGCUAUGGCAGCUGUAGCCAUGGGAUGGAUACCAGAGGGCCAGUUUGACAUCCAUCAUGCAUCAUUGUUGUGUGCGUCUAGUGUGUUAACAGCAUCAUCUGCCAGUUUUGUACUUGGUUUAAUCAUGAUAGGGGUGAUAGUGGUCUCAAAGAAGAUGCAUAUAAACCCUGACAACAUUGCCACACCUAUAGCUGCCAGUCUGGGAGACCUGACAACCUUGGCACUAUUAUCUUGGAUAGCAUCACUCCUUUAUAAAUCAAUUGGCACAAGCAUUGUACUACCAUCUAUUAUUAUAACUGUUGGCGCGCUUCUUGUACCAGUGUGCGGCUAUAUUGCUUGGAGCAAUAAAUUUACUAAGCAAGCAUUGGAUGAAGGAUGGGUGCCAGUUGUUUCGGCGAUGGUUAUAAGCAGUGCUGGUGGACUCAUAUUGGACCACACUGUAUCAGUGUACACUGGUAUUGCAGUAUACCAACUGGUCAUCAAUGGCAUAGGAGGCAACAUGGUAGCAGUACAUGCAUCUAGACUCUCAACACAACUGCAUACAGGCCAAAAAGAAGGUUCAGUUAUAGGAAGCACAACAAAGCUAUUGCUUUUAAUGGUUAUACCAGGACAGUUAAUAUUUAUUUACACCAUAGGUUACUUGAGGGCAGGCCACACAUCUACAACCCCCACUUUUAUAUUAAUCUAUAUGUCAGCAGCAAUGUUGCAAGUUUUCCUUUUGCUAACAAUCAGUCACUACAUGGUUGCGUGGAUGUGGAGAAUGGGGAUGGAUCCGGACAACUCAGCAAUACCCUACUUAACUGCACUUGGGGAUUUAUUGGGUACUGCACUCCUGGGUGUGGCUUUUAGCAUUUUAUAUGCAAUAGGUGAUAAAGACAGUGAUUUAGGAGACUAGCACAAAUCUCAAUGUAUACUUGAUAAGUCUCUAUACAACUAUUAUAUUAAGACAAUAUCUAAUGUAAGCAAGUCUAUUCUAAAUAUUAGCAUUUUAAGCAGUAUUACUUAGUCUUGUGCCAUUGUUUUAUUGUCUCAUUGUGACUCUUGACUGAAAACUAACUCAUACUAUAAAAAAAAAUAUUCACGUUACUGUAAACUGUUUGUUUCCUAACUCUCACACAUAUUAUUGUCUAAUGGAUCAUGUUUUUAAUGCUGUGUCACAUAAACAUUGUACUUAGAUUAAGUACUUUACUGUUACAUAAUAUCAAAUUAUUAUAUAAAAAUCUGACUUGAAUGUACAUAAAUUAAGACUUGGAUAUUAUGUAGUUACAUAAUUUGUAUUGGUGCUAUUAACGUAAAACUAUGAAAUGGAUAUUUUUAUAAGUACAUAAAGUAUCAUUUAAUUUUGUGAUUUGAAAUAAAUUAUAUUGUUGAUUUCAA